Messenger RNA from Pungitius pungitius (ninespine stickleback), 3901 nucleotides. RefSeq names its product ataxin-1-like. Gene Ontology annotation, cellular component: nucleus. The transcript has 3 exons. Gene Ontology annotation, biological process: negative regulation of transcription by RNA polymerase II; nervous system development. The record is from RefSeq and is a predicted model, not a curated record. NCBI's taxonomy places the organism in Eukaryota, Metazoa, Chordata, Actinopteri, Perciformes, Gasterosteidae. Gene Ontology annotation, molecular function: RNA binding; protein binding. Bases 542 to 2596 code for a protein of 684 amino acids.
CUGCCUGUGUGGCUCUGCAUAGCAGACAUCUUUCUCGCUGCUAGAUAUUACUCAUUUCCUCAGCCCUUCGCACACACACACACACACACACACAGACACACACACACUUCAGUCAGUCACAUACGCGACCGAUAGCAGCUCUCAGUUCUUUCCUUCGGUUUGUGGGGCUGGCUGGUGUUAUAUCAUGCAUGCAGAGAUCAGAGGCAGCGUGUAGCUGGAGGCUGCACAUUUCCCCGGGUGUUGUGACUUGUGUGGCGGUGCUGUUUGAGGAGCAGCGUAGCACAGCGAGGAGCUGAGGGAGUGGGGCCGACCCCGCUGGGAGGACUGGAAUAUGAAUGACUUGCCGGGACUGGGACCAGGUCUGCUCAGCCUGCGCACCAAAGGUGAGUCGUGGUUCAGCACAACGGACUCAACAGUGAUCAGACAGUGAUGCUGCGUCUCCGCCUUCCCCUCUGCCUGCGCCCCUCGUUCUCCCGUGAGGCCCAUGUGACUUAGCCUAAACCCACACACAGGGGGCCCCCCAGUGCUGCUGAGCCCACCCAUGAAUCCCAGCCCCGACCGCGGCAAAGAGUGCCUCCCUCCCAAGAAGAGGGAGUCUCGGCAAGGAUCGGUGGGACACCACAUCCCUCUGGACGAGUUUAAACCCCCCGUGCCGCUCCGAAGCCGGUCCAGCGGAGGAGGAGUGGAGGGAGGCAGGGAGGCCAGUGACCGAGCUCUGCUAAACCCUAACCCCCAUCUCCUGCAUACUCCUCCACCCCUUCCUGCUCCAGCACCAGGUCUCCCCCUGCCCCUCCCAUGGCACCUGAGCUACUCCCCCUCUGUCUCUCUCCCGCUUUUCCCAGGGCAGGUCAGCGAGAGGAGGGGCUCAGGGUCUCCCGGCUGGAGAGAUGAUCCUCUCUCCUCACCCCUGCCCCACCACUCUAGGUGGCUUAGAGGAGAAGGACCCCUCUCCUUGCCACCUUCUCCAUCUUCCUCCUCCGCAUCGUCCUUCAAGACUCCCUUCCCGGCCGAUUCUCGAGACAUAUGGUCCUACAUCAACAGUGGCCGACGGGACAACAGCUCCUCUCCUCUCUUCUCCCCAUCGUACUUGUAUAACCACCACUCUCUCUACCCUCAAGAUCCAAGCUUUGUUGAGCCCCGACACAGAUACCUGGGCAAGAGGCCCAACGGCCUGGAUGGGCCAGGCAGCCGGACUGCCUCGACCUCCAGGCCUCUGCUCACAGGAGACUAUGGGAACGACAGCAGCAGAGCCAGGCUGGACAUCAGUGCACACAGCUCCCAUACCAACGGUGGACGGCGCCCGCAGGAGGAUCCAACAUCCUGUGUCCAUACUGGAGGGCCAUUUUUGUCAGACUAUCAAGCUCAGGAAGGCUCUGAGCCACAUUCCUCACUGCAGGACAGACAUUUGCAGGGGAUGGUAAAGGCCAGCUUACUCUCCACCAGUCCCCAUCCUCUCGGGCCUGUCUCCAGGGCAGGUAGAGGGGGACUGUUGGACACCCUCGGAGUCCCACCAGCUGAAGCGCAGAUCUACUACUCCUUGGGGCCAGUGUGCCAACCCUGCCCUCAGGUCCAGGCCUACCCACUCUACAGCCCCUCAGGAACUGCUCUGUACAACCUGCACAGGGAGCCCGGACUCAGGCAGCCCCAUUUAAGGAACUCACCCAAAUCACCACUGGGUCUACCUAACAACCAUGACAGGUCGCAAAGAGACCGGGACAGAGACCAAGAAAUGGACAGAGAAAGACUGAGAGGUAAGGACAAUGAGAAGCAACUACGACACGACAAAGACCAAGAACGAGACAUUGAGCGGGAGAGACGACGGGACAGAGAAAGAGACAGAGAGAGGGAGCUUUCUCCCUCCCAUCUUCACACCUCACCCCCGGCCCUUCACCCUCCCCAAGCGCUCCUACCUCACUUCACCAAGGGUUCUCUAAUCGAGUUGGCCAGCGGUCGUCUGAAGCGGGUGGAGGAGCUGCGGACCGAGGACUUCCUGAGGAGCGCAGAUACCUCCCCAGAGUUCCACCUCAGCACCUGCACUGUGCUGCUGAUUUCCCCCAGCGGCGCACAAGGCUUCAGCCACCUGCAGGUCCACCUCACAGACCGCAACACUCAGGAGUUACUGAAGGUCUUGGUGGAGUAUCCGUUCUUUGUGCAGGACCGGGGCUGGUCAUCUUGCUGCCCCCAGAGAACCACUCUGCUGUACGGUCUGACCUGCCGCCAGCUCGUUGAGGGGGACGUCUGCCUGGCUCUCACCCCCACGCCCCCUGCAACCCGCACCCAAACCCCCCGGACACACACGCGCACCGGCCCAAGGGCCCACCGCGCGCAACUCCACCCCUCCAGGGCUGCAGGACAAUCCGGUAGCUCGCACAGGGAGGAGAUGCCGCCUCCGCCUCCUCCUCCCCCUCUUCCUCACCACCCACCUCCUACUGUGCCGGCUCCUCCUCAACGUGCCCCGGCUGUAGAGCCUCCCGCCCGAGAGCGGCCGCGUCCACGCAAGCGGCGCUGGUCUGCCCCGGAUACCUUGCACUCAACCGGAACUGAUGAAGGCCUCCUGGAUUUACCUCAUGGCUACAAGCUAGCAAAGCGGCAGUAGAGUCUUGGAAAUGCAUACGCAUUCAUGAAUAUUAACGCACGCACAAACACACGCGAGCACAUACACACCCUUGUUGUCUCUGGUGCACCCACCAAGACAAACAACAAGGAGACCUCAAAGUAGGGUUGCAGGGAAGUAAAAAUAAAAGUUAAAAAAAAAUAGUAGAGGCAAGUUACGGGUGUCCAAACUGCUGCCCAAAAUAUUAACCUUGUCCAUCCUAGUCUGGUCCUAGAUGUAUCCUCCUUUCCUUCCCCUUCCCUUCCUUUCCUUUCCUUUCCUCAACCUUACUAAGAGCAGCCCUGAGAGGAGCAACCGCUGAAGGACCUCGAGAUGGCUCCUCACAGACACACACCGAAGACAUUUAGUGAGACAAUCAAGCACUCGUCUGUGGUCACUGUUUUUGUAAUGGUUGUCCCACCCACCUACUUACUGACAGUGUUUUCUGCAGGGUAUCGAUUUUCAAUCAGUGUUAUGAAAGAAACGCUAUUGAAGAAGCGCAGAAUGAACAAAAGUUGACUAUAUAUAUAUAUAUAUAUAUAUUACAUUACAGAUGUUAUAUACAGUAAAUAUGCUAAACCGAUUUAAUGCAAUCUCUGUCAAUUUUGCAAUGCAUUUCUUGUUUUCUUUUCUUGCUUCUGAGCCGAGGUCGACAUGUCGGUCUGAGCGGGCAAGGUGAAUGUACGAGCAACUCUUCGCCUUUCUUUUCCUUUUUAUUAUCAUCGCUGGGAGUCACUUGAAACAAUUGAUUGUUCGUCAAGGCAUUGGCCUCCAAUAUGUUCUUAACAUUAUCUCUGAGAAAGGGAGAACACUAAUGAAAAACUGCGUAACAGACAAUCCCCCCCCACCCCCCCCCACCCCCCCACACAGACGGGUCUGUGCCACAUCACCUUGACAUUCAUGGUGUUUUUCCAUUAAAAACUGAAUGAUGGAAAGAGUGAAAAGUCAGCGUGGCUGAGGAGUAAUGGUGCUAAUAACACGUUGGAACAUGAUGCUUUGUGAAUACUCUUGACCCCCAUGUACUGCACGCUUCUGUUCCCAUCUAAUUUUUUACGUACUGUAUUUGUUUGAAGGCAGGGAAAAUGAUGAAAGUAUUUUAAAUUCAAAUACGGGUAUCUCCUCUGAUUCAGCACACAAUCUCACUUUAGUUUUGUUUUUUUCUUUUUGUAUUUUAUUUUCAAAAAGAAAACUUUACCUGUUGAUUUUUCUUUUUAAAUGUUAUAGCUACAAAAAUGUAUAUUUUUAAAAAAUUGUGAAACUGUCAUGAUGUUCGCUAGAAAUAAAGGAAAAAAAGCUUUAUAGAUUUAA